Heterotrigona itama is the source of this 3880-nucleotide messenger RNA. Lineage: Eukaryota; Metazoa; Arthropoda; Insecta; Hymenoptera; Apidae. The record is from the annotation of a GenBank genome assembly.
CAUAUGUGUCGUUUAUUGUAUGCACGCGUACAUACGUACGCAUAUUGAAGUUAAGGCGAAAAUUACUUAACCAAAAAUUUUCUGACCAAUCGAUUGUCGAUGAUCGAGAAAACGCGUAAUUGCUCGUUAAAAUUUAUCACGGCGAUAAUAUACUCAAAAAUUAGAAGCAAGAAAUGAACAUCUCGAUGGAAGCAGGUGUAAAGAAUGAUUGCGAUGUGCUUACGAUAUAAAAUAUCAAUAAUGCUGCAUAUCGAUCAUUUUUAUAGAAUUGCAGCGUACUCCAAUCGGACGACGUAAAAACACGUGUAAUUUGGCGAGUGACAGUUAAACUUGUCAAUUAUUCGAACUUAAAGUCGAAAACAAAUUGAUCGGAGUUCGGUCGGAGUCGAAGGCAUAUCGAUCCCUUUUCUUUCUCUCCUGACGCUUAUAUACGCGCGGAUACAUGUCACCGAUGUGGUGUUCUGCAAACCGAGCGAAAAAGUAGAGGGGAAAGGCAUUAGAGGCAUAAGACGCAAGCGACCUCUGUUGCGGGAAUGGUUGUGGGCGCGCAUCAAACUAUGCGUUGCAUUGCUGUUGAAAAUGGCGUCGGGCUCGGAGGUGCCAGAAUAUUCGUCUCCAGCAAAGCGGCGAAAAGUUGACGGCAUCGGUUACAACGGUACCAGUUGCGUGAAACCUGAUUUACAAGACUGUCGCACGCCACACGAUACCCCUAAUGAAGAACUCGAAGAGACAUAUGGUGGAGAUAGUGGAUUCAACGAAUUAAGCGAUGAAUCCAAAUCAACAUCUAUUUCACCAGAUGCCACAAAUAUAAUGGCAACUCCAUCGAGAAUUGACUCGACUAGUGAUGACACUGGUUGUCCAAUUGAUACGGCAGACGAAAAGGAUGAAGUAUCAUCAACUGUUUCAAAUUUAUCUGAUUUAUCAGGACUUUCUGACUUUUCCGGAGAGGGAGAUAUUAAUCAUCAUUGGAGGAAUGCAUCCUCGUGGGUUCAGAAACAAAUGUUAAUAGGCGCCGAUCCUCGAGAUCUUUUACAUCACCUUCUUAUGGAUUCUACUCAGAUUCCUGAGCAGGUUGAUGACCUGACUCUAUGGAAGAUUAUAAUAAAUAUGAUGUCGGAACCACCACGACGACAAAAAUUGAGGCAUAUAAAUACCUUAACAGAUGUUGUUAGGUUGAUACGCAAUAGUAACAAAAUAAUAGUAUUAACGGGUGCAGGAGUAAGUGUCAGUUGUGGAAUUCCUGAUUUUAGAAGUAGAGAUGGUAUUUACUCAAGAUUGGCACAAGACUUUCCAGAUUUACCAGAUCCACAGGCUAUGUUUGAUAUUAACUAUUUUGGUCAAGAUCCGAGACCGUUUUAUAAAUUCGCACGAGAAAUUUAUCCUGGACAAUUUAAACCUAGCCCUUGUCACAGGUUUAUAAAAAUGCUUGACAAGCAGAAGAAACUUUUAAGAAAUUACUCGCAAAAUAUUGAUACAUUGGAACAAGUGGCAGGCAUUGUUAAUGUUAUUGAAUGCCAUGGAUCUUUUGCUACUGCAUCUUGUACGAGAUGUAAAUAUCAAGUGAAGGCUGAUGACAUUAGAGAAGACAUAUUUUCCCAGAGAAUUCCGUUGUGUCCAAAAUGUCGAGUUAAUACUUUGCCUCCCAUCUCGGAGAUUAAUCUUAAUGAAAAUUACAAAGAUUUAGUGACACAGGGUAUAAUGAAACCAGACAUUGUUUUCUUUGGCGAAGGACUUCCGGAUGCUUUUCACGAUGCAAUGGCCAAAGAUAAAGAUGAAUGUGAUCUUUUAAUUGUGAUCGGAUCGUCGUUGAAGGUCCGACCAGUAGCAUUAAUACCUUCCUCUAUUCCAUCUCACGUUCCACAAAUUCUCAUUAAUCGUGAAUCGUUGCCACAUCUGAAGUUUGAUGUAGAACUCUUGGGGGAUGGCGACAUUAUUAUAAACCAACUGUGUCACUUAAUGGAGAAUAACUACAAAGAAGUAUGCUGGACAGAAACAAUCCUUAAGGAAGCACCGCAACUUUUAUCAGUGCAUUGCUUACCAGACGACACUUGGGAGCAAAGUCAAGAUACAACGUCAAAUACUGUAUCACGAGACAGUAUGGAGACUGAUUUUAAAAUACACGAUUCAUGUUCCAUUGAAAGUCAAGACAGUCUUAUGGCUCAUGAUGUCGUAGAACAGUAUGUAGAAAAUAUGAACGCGCGUGUUUCUCCUUUCUGUAAUGAUCAUACGAAUAGCAUGGAAGAGAAGUUUAACCUUUUGGGGGAGAGUCCAAAGAGAAGAUUAGGCGAGUCAAGUGUAGAAAGUAGUCCAAAAAGAAUGAAUUUUGGCAACAAUUGCAUGUUAGACUUUAAUUUAUGCUCCUCGAAAACAGAGAAUACUUUGACAGAGAAUUCAAUUGAUUACAAAUUUCAUACGGCUUCUGUAGAAUCUACGUCGAAAGACAUUGGGAAAAUUUACAGUUUAGAAGAGUGUCAAGUAUUUCCAAGGAUAAUAGAGAUUUCUUCGGAAAGUACAUUAUUAGAUUCUGCCUUGAAGCCUCAUCAUCGUGAGAAUAGAUUGUCGUUAAAAAUAAAUAGUGAUUACUCUACGACAGAUCCUCUUGAAGCUGAAAAAGUGAAUUUUAAACCAAGACAAGUUUCUAUCGAUUCUGCAUUAGAUUCCGGUGUAGGCGACAGUUGUAAUAGCGUCGACAGUCAAGAAGGUAAAGCUGACAAAGAAAAAUUAAAAAAUGAAAGAUUAGAUCGACACUGUUGGCAUCCAAAAGUACGAAAGAGUCUCGCCGUGAGAUUACCAGAAAAUUCAUAUUAUCAGUUAGCACCAGGAAAGUAUAUAUUUCCUGGAGCAGAAGUGUAUUCGGAUCCCGAAGAAUAUGAUCAUUGUUCACUUUCUAUAAAUUCCGAAAGUUCGGAUAGCGAUAGUGAUUCUUCAUCUGUGGAAGAGGAAGAGGAAGAUGAAGGAGAAGAAGAAGAGGAGGAAGAAGAUGAGGAUGAGGGAGAAGAGGAACAAGAAGCAAAUGAUGAAAAUGAAGUGGAAAUAAACAAGUCAGACACAAAGAAAGAAAACCGCGAGAUGACAGGGGCCAAUGAAAAGAAAGGUGAAGAACGAAAAGAAGUAAUAAAAAAAUGUGGAAAAGAAGAAACAAAGAAUGAGGUGGUGAAAGAAGCAGAAGAAAAAAAUCAGCGACGAGCAAUGAAAAAGGAAGAUGAAAGAAGAAGCAUGAGUAAGUCUUAAAACAAAAAUAUUCUAGAAGAUUGAAGGAAUGUAAAUUCCUUGUUAAAUUAAUGAGAAAUAACAUAAACCAGGGAAGUGAUAAAUUAGGGAAGGAAAAAGUAUAUCAAUACAGAUGCUAGUUGUAAAAUACAGCAACAAACAACAGCUAUUCAUACAGUGAAUAUACAUGUCUUAGGGUGAAUUGCAUCUAAACAGUAACAAUUUUAAUUCAUACUAUCUAUAUUAAACUUCUAGUUUGAUGAAAUAAACAAUAAAUAGUUGGAGAAAAGUGCAAUUUUUACCACGUUACACGUGUACAAGUACAGUAAGUACAUAUGUAAAGAGAAAAGGGAACGGGAACUUAUAAAUAGUACCCAUAUUUAUCUUUUAAUAAGAUCUGUUGACAAUUUGCAGGCUAAUUACCUCGCUAGUUAAUUCGAAGAUAGAUACUGCUAAUUAUUCUGCAGAUCACACACGAUAAGAGAAAGUCAUUUGUGCACUGACGCAGAGUUUCUGAUAACAGAUUAUGCAGUAAAUCUAUAUAGUAAAUCUAUACAUCAUUGCGGUAGGAUUGCUUUCGUAUUAAUUAACGAGAGAAUUACCUGGUAGCGCAGUUUAAUAUUUUUUUUUUUUUUUUUUUUUAAGUAAACAGCGUUUUAUUACAAACUAG